CUCAACGACUCGCAGCGCGCCGCCGUCGACGCGGCGCUCACGCGGCGGCUCACGCUGGUGCAGGGCCCGCCGGGGACAGGCAAGACGACGGUCGCGGUGCAGAUCCUCACGCUGUGGGUGCGCGCGCUCGGCGUCAAGCCCGUCCUCGCCACCGCCGACUCGAACGUCGCG
Messenger RNA from Emiliania huxleyi CCMP1516, 171 nucleotides. RefSeq lists its product as hypothetical. The record is from RefSeq and is a predicted model, not a curated record. The annotation marks the transcript as partial. The transcript has a single exon. NCBI's taxonomy places the organism in Eukaryota, Haptophyta, Isochrysidales, Noelaerhabdaceae. Gene Ontology annotation, molecular function: 5'-3' DNA helicase activity.